This is a messenger RNA of Guillardia theta CCMP2712, 579 nucleotides long. RefSeq lists its product as hypothetical. The coding region runs from base 1 to 579 and encodes 192 amino acids. Lineage: Eukaryota; Cryptophyceae; Pyrenomonadales; Geminigeraceae. Gene Ontology annotation, molecular function: protein binding. The record is from RefSeq and is a predicted model, not a curated record. The transcript is spliced from 4 exons.
AUGCUGAGCUAUCUCGCUGCUAAGGGCAUCACUGUUAGCCAACCCUCCAUUGCUGGCAUCGGUCUUGUGCUCGACAUCCGCUCUCGCAGCGCUCAGAAUGCGGUCAACAAGCUCCAACGGAAGCUUGAGUUCCUUGUGGAGUCUGGAGAGACGGCAGGACAGGUUCGGCAUGCCUCCUCGCCCCCUCCUCCUCACACUCAGCAGGAGAUGCAAGAGAUCGGGGCGUCCAACGACCCUGACGUGGACAAUCUUCGGAAGCAGCUAGGUCAGGCCAUGGUGGAGCUUGAGGCGUCGAGGGAGGACGAUGCGAUAGUGGUGGAGGAUGUGAUCGAGGACGGUCCUGCCCAUCGCAGCAACAAGUUCUCCGUGGGUGACCGCGUGCUGCAAGUCGACGGGACCCCAGUUGGGGUGAAUCUUGACUUGUGUGGGAAUCUUAUAAGAGGAGAGGAGGGCGCUAGUGUCAAGGUUUCGAUCAAGAAAGCAGAAAGCAGCGUGAUCGAAGACAUCGUUAUCGUGCGAGGGACGGUCUCAGCCGUCAGCGCACAGCAGAGUCGGAAAGGAGGGUUGUUCUCGUGGUAG